Hypoxylon fragiforme is the source of this 1422-nucleotide messenger RNA. RefSeq lists its product as uncharacterized. Bases 1 to 1422 code for a protein of 473 amino acids. The transcript has a single exon. NCBI's taxonomy places the organism in Eukaryota, Fungi, Ascomycota, Sordariomycetes, Xylariales, Hypoxylaceae. The record is from RefSeq and is a predicted model, not a curated record.
AUGUGUUGCCACAAGGCAUACUUCUUCGAGGGCUGCAACGAGUACGGCAACGACGGGGUGAUCCGCUGCAAGACCGCCAAGGGGCGCAAGAAGAACUGCGACCGCCACCUCUGGGGCUCCAAGCAGAUGGGCACGAAGCCCGGCAUGUGCCACGCACACCUGGCCCUCACCCCGCCGGACACCGACGUGUCGGGCGCGGACGACGACGAGCUCAGCGAAGGCGCGUUCACGGGGCCCCCGCCCGAGGGCCGCCCGCUGUUCGCGCCCACUAGGCACAUUGCGUUCGACCCGUACAGCGCCAAUGUCAUCCACCAAGCCCCUACCCUCCCCCAGCAAGCGUUCACUGUCCCCCAGACAGCCGCUGCCAUCCUUAAGCAAUCCUCUGCUGGCCCUCAGCAAGCCUCUGCUGCCCCCGACGAGCAAGUCCCUGCUGCCCCCGACGAGCAAGUCCCUGCUGCCCCCGACGAGCAAGUCCCUGCUGCCCCCGACGAGCAAGUCCCUGCUGCCCCCGACGAGCAAGUCUCUGCUGCCUCCGACGACCAAAUCUCUGCUGCCUCCGACGACCAAAUCUCUGCUAUUGUCCAGAAAGCCUAUACUGUCGCCCAGUCAGACGAGGAUGACGAGCUCGAGGAGGAGGAGGGCGACGCUGACGAUGGCGGCGAGAGCGAUGUCUCCGAGCACAACGAGCAAAUCUCGACCGUCCCCCAGCUAAACGAGGAGGACGAGCUCAAGGAGGAGGACCACGGUUAUGAUGGCGGCGAGAGCGAGAGCGAUGUCUCCGAGGAAGACGAGGACGUUGAUAUGGAGGACGAGGAAGACUCUGAUGAUUAUGAGCUAUGGGAGGGUGAUGAUGGUGACGGUGAUGAAAUGGACUUUGGUGAGGAUGAUGAUGAUGAUGAUGAGGAGGAGGAGGAGGAGGAGGACUCCGAAAUGCAGGAUGCUGGUAUGGGGGGUGAGGGCGACGACGGAGACCCAGACUCCGAAAUGGGGGAUGCUAAUGGGGAUGACGAGGACGAGGAUGACGAUGACGAGGAGGAUGAGGACGAAGAAAUGGAGGACUCCAACAUCCAGGAUUCUCAUGUCCAGGGCUCUAACUUCCAGGCGAUUAACGGCGAGAACCAUCACGUCCAGAACCCUCAAGUACAAGUUCCUACCGCCCAGGUUCCUACCUCACAGGCUCCCACCGUCCAGGGCUCUACCUUCCAGGGGACCAACUUCCAAGCGAUUAACGUCCCGAUGCCUACUGUCAGCCGCCCCACGAACCCUCUCCUCAGGUUGAGCAACCCCGACAGCCUCAACAUGGAGCACUUCUCAGACGAGGAGGAUCUAGAUAUGGCUGAUUUCGACGAGGAGGAGGAGGAGGAGGAGGACGAGGACGAGGCUGGUGGCGAGAACGCUGGCACCGGCAACGUCGACGCUUAG